Molecule: messenger RNA, 297 nt
Organism: Anisakis simplex (herring worm)
Lineage: Eukaryota; Metazoa; Nematoda; Chromadorea; Rhabditida; Anisakidae
Source: the annotation of a GenBank genome assembly
GGGGUGUCGUUUGCGGUCAGAAAAGGAGAAUGUUUCGGUUUAUUGGGAGUGAACGGAGCCGGCAAGACGACCACCUUUAAUAUGUUGACGGGACGAAUUCAGAUCGGUUCCGGAGAUGCAUGGAUUUGCGGCAAAAGUGUGUAUCAACGUGGUAUUGGUAGUUUACGACAACUGGGAUAUUGUCCGCAAUUUGAUGCGUUGAAUCUGAAAUUAACCGCCCGUGAACAACUCACAUUCUAUUCACGUCUUCGAGCGAUACCUGAGUAUAAAAUUGAUGAGGUAUGUCGUGUGUGUUGA